Messenger RNA from Triticum aestivum (bread wheat), 2799 nucleotides. Its product is annotated as vacuolar protein sorting-associated protein 52 A. The record is from RefSeq and is a predicted model, not a curated record. Lineage: Eukaryota; Viridiplantae; Streptophyta; Magnoliopsida; Poales; Poaceae. Gene Ontology annotation, cellular component: GARP complex. Gene Ontology annotation, molecular function: syntaxin binding. The coding region runs from base 115 to 2139 and encodes 674 amino acids. Gene Ontology annotation, biological process: Golgi to vacuole transport; retrograde transport, endosome to Golgi; endocytic recycling. The transcript is spliced from 21 exons.
CUCCUUCCAGCCCCGCGUCCUCGCGUGGGCGCGCGGGCCGCAUCCCCUCGCACGGCCCAGCUCGGCGGCAGCCCAGCCCAGCCGGCCAGGCUGGCCGAGGACGAGGCCAUCAUUAUGAGCAGCAGCGGCGGCCGCUUUCCUCCACACACACACACACACCAUUAUUUUCCUCUCCCUCCUCCUGACCACCCACCCACCCACCAGCCACCAAGGCGGCCGAUCUCCCCUCACCGCCACCGCUACCGCCGACGCCGCAGCUCCGGCAGCCGUUCGUCUCGAGGAACUAAAAACAGCUGCAUGGCGGGGGUCCAGGAACGGCAAUACGAAGAGUUCUUUGGUGGGUUUUACUUCGAUGAAGAUGCGUUAAGCAAGGAUAUAUCACUGGAUGGGCUGGACAAGGAACUUGAGGAGCACAAGAACUAUGAUGUGCUAAUAAGUAUUCUAACCAACGGUGAAAAACAGCGUGACAUGGCAACCAUGGUGGAAGGCAACCUAGGCCAUAUUGAACAGGAUCUGAUUCAAGAUUAUAUAAAAGAUAAUGACAGCCUAGUUCUGUUGCAUGAUCAGAUUCAUGACUGUGACAUUGUUUUAUCUCAAAUAGGAUCACUUCUUAGUGGAUUUCAGGUUCACAUUGGUUCUUUAAGCUCGGAACUUAGAAGUCUCCACGAGAAAUCCUUGGACUUGGGUGUGAGGCUGAAGAACCGGAAGUUGGCUGAGACAAAGCUUGCAGCAUUUGUCGAAGAAAUUGUCGCUCCUCCUGGUUUGGUGAAUGCUAUAAUUGAUGGAGAGGUAAAUGAUGAUUAUAUCAAAAGUCUAAACAUGUUGAGCAAAAAGUUAAGAUUUGCUCAAGUUGAUCCAUUGCUUAAUGCAUCAAAAGCUCUGAAAGAUAUUAAGCAAGAACUGGAAAGGCUUCGGAAAAAGGCACUAUCAAAGGUGUCCGCCUAUGUCAUUGGGAUAUUCUCUUCCAUGAGAAAGCCUGGAACUAAUAUCCAGAUACUUCAACAAAAUUUGCUUCAGAAGUAUAGGCAUCUUGUUCUCUUUCUUAAAGAGCAUGGAAUCGAGAAAUAUAAUGAUGUCUGUGCAGCAUAUGUUGAUAAAAUGAACAAGGUGCUGAGUGAAGAUUUUCGUGUGUACCUAGAAGCAUUGGAGAGUUUGAAGCUAGAUAUUGGUGUAUCCACUGAUGUGAUUGGAUAUGACGCCAAUGUCGUAGACCUUAUACCAAGGGGGAGAGAGCAACUGAGAAAUCAUCGUUUCAUGUUUUCUUUAGGUGAACGAUCAAACAUUUUGAAGGAGAUUGAUCAGCCUGGCUUGGUACCUUGUAUAUCUGAAGCUAAUUCCUUGAAAUACCCAUAUGAAGUUAUUUUUAGGAGCCUACAAAAGCUUCUGAUGGACACUGCUAGCUCUGAGUAUAUUUUUAUCAAAGCAUUCUUUCGCGAUGAGUCGAUGUUUUAUCGAGUUUUUGAAGAUCACCUGAUUGGGCAGUCAAUUUAUGGUUUUGAUCAAUUGUGGUUGAAGCAGCUCGACAACCCAACAUGCCAACAUCACAGAGGAGGCCCAGGACCUGUUGCAGUAAUUGAUGAAAACAUGAAGCUUACUCUUGCAAAUAGUCAUGAUGCAAUAUGCCUGAUGCUCAUGAUCUGCAUAACUAAAAAGCACCAGCUGGUUAUGUCCAACAGGCGGCUUCCUUGUCUAGAUACAUAUUUGGAUAAGGCUCUGAUCUAUCUCUGGCCACGUUUCAAGACAGUGUUUGACAUGUAUAUUCAAAGCUUGUACCAAUGUGAUGCGAAAAUGUUAUGGGUGGAUGGGACCCAUCCACACCACAUUGUAAGGUGCUACAUGGAGUUCACAGCAUCUCUUAUUCAACUUAAUGCUGAAUGUGGAGAUGGUCAGCUUGAUAUGAGCUUGAAAAGGUUGCGGUUAGCUGUUGAUGAUCUACUUGUUAGAUUUGCCGAAAAGUUUGCAACUCAGAAACUGAAACACCUGUUUCUUUUGAAUAAUUGUGACAUGGCCAUCUCUAUCCUGAAGGUUAGGAAGCUGGUGAAGAAGCAAAAGAACUGCGAAGAUAUUUUGAAGAGAAGCUGGAAAGUAACCUGGUGUCAUUUGUGGAUGAAUUGCUCAUGGAGUAUUUUGGUGAUUUAAUUAAAUUUGUGAAGAACCACAUUUCCGAAGACCUAAUUUCUUACACUGAGUGCCCAAACAUUGCUGAUGUUGAGCCGGUUGUGAAGAACUUCGCCGUGAAGUGGAGAACUGCUCUAGAGCUCAUGCACAAUGAAGUUGUAACUUGUUGCAGUAACUUUGUGUCUGGUAUGGCGAUUCUAAAAGCAGCAAUGGCUCAGUUGCUUAAUGACUACAACAGACUCUCAGAAUGUGUGAAGAUGAUCCCAGGUGGAUCUUCUUUGAACAGGAAUCUGGUUUCUAUCACCUCGAUUUCAUACGAAAUCAGGAAAUAUUCAAGAACACUCUAGUUACUUGAAUAGCAUGGCAGCCACGAACGUAUCCUACGCCUCUGUGUAAUUGAGGCUCAAAUAAAUGAUUGCGGAUGGACUCUCAGGAUCAAAGCUGGAGAGGAACUUGUGCUCUGUCAAGCAAUAAAGAGCUGAAAAAUACAUCAGUGUUGAUAUUUUUUAAUCCCUGUACCAAAUAAUGUCACUUGUAGUUGGAUUUCAACAUUAGGCAAUAGUGCAAAUUAGGAUAUUAUUUAUUUUUUCUUAUAGCUUAUUUUAUUGGAUAUACUAUCGCUGAAAGUUGUGGACAAAAUGAUACUCGUCAAUUAUGUCCUAGUCACAGUUUAUUCCUGAA